GGGCGCGUCAAUGCGCACUGGAGACUGGAGACGGAGCAAGGGCACCCAAACCAUCCGCCUCAUUUACAGACAGAGAGCCUUUUACCCCCCUCGAGAUCACUCGUCGGCUCGCUUUUCUUCCACUCUCCAGACACGGAAACUUCGUGUGAGAUACGAGGUUGGAUUAUUUUAUCCGAAAGGGAUUCGGCUACUAAAAUAGGUUACGAGCCUUCGGUUGCGUGGACGUAACCCGAGGGGUCUCUUCGCUUUCUCUCCGGCUUUUUCAGACGCAACUCAACUCGGGUGAGAGAUUCAGUCCUGGAUUUGCUCUCUGGCUCUAUGGACGAGGCUCAUUCUUGCCAGCAGACCACAUCCUUUGCAGACGAGUGGCAUAUUUAGACGAUAACGGAUAAAAAAUUUAAAAAAAAAAGCCUCCGCAAGCCUGCUGCUGGAGAGCCCUACUCUGCGCGGUCGGAUCAAGGAUUUUGUGGAUUAAUGCUCUUGAAGACACGGCGACGAGCUACGGUUUUCAUGGGAUAAUUGUGAUAGCGUUUUAGCCUUUUAAUUAGGCCCCAGUUUGUCUAAUUCCCACAGCUAAUGCGCAUAGGUAGGACAAUGUUUUGACAGUGUUUAUGUGCUGAAAACGGCCCGGAGUGUGUUUCAAAAAGCGGGUCAGUUCACGGCGCUUAGGCUGCACAUCACCAAGUGAAUAAUCGCUCCACAUUCAGGGCUACAUGCUGUGUUGUAGCUGAUUCCCCCUGUCGCUAUAGAGUAUAGAGUGUAUAAGCUGUAACGUUCAUUCUUAUAGCCCAGUCUUAAACGCAUGGAGGUGAUGGUUAUUUAUCCCCGGAGGACGAGCUGACUGUCCCGUGAACCUCGACUGCUUUUCGUUGAUCAAGUCUGCAGGAGAAGGCAACAGAGACUGGCGUAUGCUACAGAUUUCCUCUGCUUAUCCAGCUCCCAGUUUUUCCACCGUCUUUUCUCAGGCUGCUUGUCAUUGCCUGGACUCGGAUCCCGGAAUCUUCAUGAUUUGCGGACACCAUGCUCGUUUUUUAGCCGGGGAACCCUCUUUUCGUCCCGCAUGUUUAGGACCAAACGAUCGGGGCUCGUCCGGCGACUCUGGAGGAGCCGUGCGCCCGUGGAGGGCGACGGGGAGGCGGAUAGAGGGACGCAUGGCUCCGGGGGCUGCUGCAUGGGCAAAACGGCAAAGGUGGCCAAGUCCAACGCCGGGUCGGAGGCUGAAUUGAAGGCGUUGACCCACUCGAUACUGAAAAAGAUCAAAGAGAAACAAUUAGAGGUGCUUUUGCAGGCGGUGGAGUCCAAGGGGGGUGCCCGAAGCCCCUGCUUGCUCCUGCCCAGCAAAGUGGACGCCAAAGUGGGUCAACAGUCUUACUCUCUCCCCAUGCUGCUCUACAAAGUGUUCAGGUGGCCGGACCUCAGGCAUUCCUCGGAGCUGAAGAGGCUGUCUUGCUGUGAAUCCUACGGGAAAAUCAACCCAGAGCUCGUUUGCUGCAACCCGCACCACAUGAGCAGACUUUGUGAACUCGAGUCCCCUCCUCCUCCGUAUUCUCGCUACCCCAUGGACUAUCUUAAACCACCAGAUUCUCCAGACUCUGGACCUUCAUCCGGUGAUACUGGGGGAACGACAUACUCGGCCCCUGUGGGGCUUUCAGAUUCCCUGGCAUUGCAGGAGUCUGGCGAUCGGGCCCAUUGGUGCGUGGUGGCAUACUGGGAGGAGAAGACACGCGUCGGGCGCCUCUACUCAGUCCAGGAGCCCUCUCUGGACAUCUUCUAUGAUCUACCUCAGGGGAACGGCUUCUGCCUGGGCCAGCUCUGCUCUGACAACAAGUCCCAGCUGGUGCAGAUGGUGCGGGCCAAGAUUGGCUAUGGCAUCCAGCUGACGCGUGAGCCAGACGGGGUGUGGGUCUACAACCGCAGCUGCUACCCCAUCUUCAUUAAGUCGGCCACACUGGACAACCCUGACUCACGCACGCUGCUGGUGCACAAGGUGUUCCCUGGUUUCUCCAUCAAAGCUUUUGACUAUGACAAGGCCGGCAGCCUGCAGAGGCCGAACGACCACGAGUUCACGCAGCAGCCUCGCACGGGCUUCACGGUGCAAAUAAGCUUUGUGAAAGGUUGGGGACAGUGCUACACCAGACAAUUCAUCAGUAGCUGCCCAUGCUGGUUGGAAGUUAUCUUCAACACGCGAUAGCAGCAGCCUUUCUCUUCUUCACCCUCCUGGCCUCUUCUGCCCCCCUCACAAACAGACUACACCCACUUUCCUUUUUUGUUCCAGAGGUUCAAACAGAGAAAAAAAAGAACGUUUUAAAAGAAGAAGAAGAAAGUAUACGAUUCUGACGGACUUUGUUUAAUAAAUGACUAAGAUUUAAUUAAAUAAAAUAAGAAGCGAAAAA
Molecule: messenger RNA, 2393 nt
Organism: Morone saxatilis (striped sea-bass)
Lineage: Eukaryota; Metazoa; Chordata; Actinopteri; Moronidae
Gene: smad7
Product: SMAD family member 7
Exons: 4
Coding region: 1061-2191 (376 amino acids)
Biological process (GO): BMP signaling pathway; regulation of transcription by RNA polymerase II; anatomical structure morphogenesis
Cellular component (GO): heteromeric SMAD protein complex
Molecular function (GO): transcription regulator inhibitor activity; I-SMAD binding
Source: RefSeq, a predicted model, not a curated record